This is a messenger RNA of Temnothorax curvispinosus, 2595 nucleotides long. RefSeq lists its product as uncharacterized. Lineage: Eukaryota; Metazoa; Arthropoda; Insecta; Hymenoptera; Formicidae. The record is from RefSeq and is a predicted model, not a curated record. The coding region runs from base 16 to 1671 and encodes 551 amino acids. Gene Ontology annotation, molecular function: protein binding. The transcript is spliced from 7 exons.
GAUUAAUCGUGAAAGAUGCGUCGGGCUCGCAAGACGAGGGAUCGGCUCACGCACGUGCGAGGACACGACUUAGGGACACUUUCGAAAGGACCGGUGCGGAAAGACUUUAGUGGAGAACUCAAGGAAGUCGGUCCCAAGAUCGGAGAAGGCGCGACGAUCAAAACUCUCGCGGCAGCUCGUACGGGGGAGAUGGAGAAGAUUAAAGACGAGUUGAGGGCGAUGCUUCCGAUAUUAAAACCUUCAGAAGUGAAAAGAUUUCGUUUACCACUUCACGAAGCGAUCGUUGACGAGCUCGAAGAAGGCAACUACGAGGAAUCGGUCCGCUAUUUGAAAGAAUUAUUUGAGCUCGAUGAAGCGAUUCGUAGGGAGGCUGGUCCUGGUACCCUGACGUGGGAGAAGCCACGCUUAAAGAACACCAGGGAUGCGAUGUUGCGCCUGAAGGAAAGUCUGAUCGCCGUCGAGCGAGCCAAAAACGCCGGAAAAUACGAAGUACAAAGUACGAGAGCAAGUACGAAUAUUGUGAAUUUUCUGGAUAUAGGAGACUGCGUUUCCAUGGCCGCGGAAUUUCUGAAUACGGCGCUGUAUUUUCAAGCGAUGACCUGGGAAUGGUGGUGGGUGACAGAGCGGCUUUACCGUAGCGCUCUGGAGAACGCUAAAUUGAUCGAGGGUGAUGAUGAGCGCAUGAGCACCUUUGCACACUAUCUGUACGGCCGAUUUCUGUUCGAGCAAAUGCAGGACACGGUGCAGUCGUUGUAUCACUUAAAAGUCGCACGUGAAGCAUCUCAGGAGAAGUCGUGGAACGCGUCGAAGAUGACUGGUCGAAAAGAGGAGACUAUCUUUCGAGAAUGCAACGUACUUCUGUACAAAGCACUGCUGAUGUACGCGCAACAAGUCGGUCCUGAUCAACCGGACGUUGCCGUGAAAGCGUACACCGAAGCUCUCGCACGAGCGACGGAUUGUAAGCAACUUUUUAAAGAUAAAAAAGAUGAAGAUGAAAAUAAGAUGAGACAAAAGCUCGUUGCGAUAUCACCGGUCAUCUCCACAGCUGGGCAUUACGAAAACAGUGCGAACGUUCUGUACGAGCUGGGCAUGAGUCAGUUACGAUCGGGCGACGUGAAACUCGCUUACCGGAACUUCUCCAAGUUUCUGGCAAUGGCCAAGAGGAUCUCGAACCCGGAGGGCAUCUGCAACGCGCACAUGGCGAUGGCACUUGCGUACAAGUUACGUGUAUAUAAACGUAUACUUUUCCCGUGCCACGGUAAACGACGUACCUCUUUCGACCUAUAUUUUAGCGUCACGCGUGCAAGUUUUGAUGCGAUUUUGAUCUCGAAAAAAAUGCCAAUUUUUGACACGACUCUCACGGACGAUUCACGUUUGCAGGAAUUGGGCGACGACGCGAACACGGAAAAGCACCUCAGCCUGUUCAUGAUAAAUGCAACCGAGUCUGGACUCAUGAAAAAACUUGCACAGGCACAUUGCUGCACCGGCGAGUAUUUUCUGAGUAAGAGAAGACCAGAUAUCGCGACGUUUUAUUUAGAAAAGUCCUUCGAGUUAUACAACGAACUCGGUUUGUGCAACGACGCUGAUAAAGCACGAGCCCUUGCCGGAGUUUCGAAAGGCGAGUUACACUUCUUCAAGACGAAAACUAUAACGGAUUUACGACGGAUUUAAAAUGUCUUCGUCUUUUUAAUAGGGCAGGAAAUCAUCGAUGAAUACGUCCAUCUUAUACACCGAUGCGAAGCCGCCGAUCCGAAGGCAAUAAUGGCGCUUUGUCAGUGGAAAAAUCGUAGAAGUGUAUUUUGGACUGAAAAAAAAAAAGAAGCUGCACACUGGUAGGAGACAAUAUUCAGCGAUCAAUCGACAAAAAUUAAAUUAAAUUCUAUAAAAGAACCGCGUCUCUUGCAAUUCUUAAACUUUCUGAAAGAACCGCGUUUGAUUUACAUCACACGUAACUAUAGUUACGUGUACUAUAGUUACGUCUUUUAUAGAAUUUAAUUUAAUUUUUGUCAAUUGGUAUUAUUAUUUCAGAAGAUUCGGAGGAGCUUAGCCUCGAAAACAAAGAGGCGAUGUCUUGGUCGCAAUCCUCUCUUAGCGAUAUCACAAACACCGCAAAAUUUCAUCGAAAAAUUCGAUUUGAUGCACGAUAGCUAAUUCAAUAUUUUUUAUCUGAAUAUCUACAAUAAAUGUUCAUAAAUGACAUUCCAUUCUUUUGGUAAAGUAUUACAUGAAAAUUCAAUAUUCACAAAUUUAAUUUAAAUGUUAAUUAUAUACGUAUUAAAAAUGCAAAGAAGGAUAUUAGCAAUGCUUUUAUACAACUAAAUAAUAUAUUCUUUACACAUCAUGCGCGAUGAUGGGAUAGAUAAUUGAUUUCCAUAAUAAAGCACACACAAGUAUACUUCUUGCGAAUAAACUAAUAGAAAACUAAUAGUUUUAAGAAUAUGAAGGUGUUAUGUUAUCUGCUAAUAGUUCUUAACAACUUAAUAUUAAUUAAUAACAUGUAAUUAACAUGCAUAAUUAUCUCCAUUACCUACAUUGUAAUUAAAAGAUAGAUGUCUUACUAUCAAUGUGAAAUCUCAGAAUAUAUAUAUAUUUAAU